GGCUUCUAAGAGAAAUCUUCGUAAAAAGGAUUUGUGUGCUACAAAAAAAGCAAAAAUUGAAAAGCCUAUUAGUUCAAUCACCAAUAAGGGCAAUUCCAUAUCUAAUAUUAUACUUAAUCAAGCUGAUAAAAGAGAAAAUAUUUUCUAUGAUCCUUUAAAAGUAUGUUAA
Messenger RNA from Racocetra persica, 169 nucleotides. Lineage: Eukaryota; Fungi; Glomeromycota; Glomeromycetes; Diversisporales; Gigasporaceae. The record is from the annotation of a GenBank genome assembly.